AUGACCACUUUCCCUUCACACCUCUCCGGCCCUGUGCCCCUUCCAUCCCUGGAGAUCCACUUGGACCUACUGGGCCAGGGGGGGCACUUUCUCCUGGAGAUCCUCCAGGUCCUGGAGGUCCAGUUGGACCUACUCGGCCAGGGGGGCCACUUUUUCCUCGAGAUCCUCCAGGUCCUGCAAUCCCUCGAGGUCCAGUUGGACCUACUCGGCCAGGUCGGCCACUCUCUCCUGGAGAUCCUGCAGAUCCUGCAAUCCCUUGAGGUCCAGUUGGACCUACUGGUCCAGGUGGACCUACUGGUCCAGGUGGAUCUACUGGUCCAGGGGAGCAACUUUGUCUUGGAGAUCCUCCAGGUCCUGCAAUCCCUGGAGAUCCAGGUUGACGUACUGGGUGAGGGGGGCAACUUUUUUCUCGAGAUCCUCCAGGUCCUGCAUUUCCACUUCGUCCCUUUUCUCCUGCUUCUCCUUUUAUAG
Messenger RNA from Geodia barretti, 471 nucleotides. Lineage: Eukaryota; Metazoa; Porifera; Demospongiae; Tetractinellida; Geodiidae. The record is from the annotation of a GenBank genome assembly.